GAUCGAGUCAACGGGAAACGGCAGAUAGAGCGGAUCUGGCGCGCUAAUUAACUUAGUAUCAUUAGUAAAAAUGAACAACUGUGGCAACGUCAGUCGUCAGACUCAUUACACCCAAAAUUACACAGAAACUGGUAGGCUGGGAGAAGGGGGAUUUGGAAUAGUAGUUAAGGCUAUACAUAAUCUUGACCAACAAGAAUAUGCCAUCAAAAAGGUUCCACUUACUGGCACACGAAGCAAGAGGGACAAGUAUCAGAGGGAGGUCAAAGCCCUUGCAGUACUUAAACAUAAAAAUAUUGUGCGGUAUUACACAGCUUGGAUUCAAGAUGUGUCAGAUCCCGAAGAUUUCAUUCGUGAAGGGAUUACUGAUGCAGGAUCGGAAACAUCAUCUUAUGGAUCCAAUUUUGGGUCAAGUACAGGAGAGGAUACUGUGUCCAUGAUAAUAUUCAUCCAGAUGGAACUGUGUUCUUCAAAUUUAAGGACGUGGUUGGAUGACAGAAAUAAGGAGAAAUCUUCACUAUCAGCCGAAGACAUAAGACAGUCUAUGCCAAUGAUGAGAGAGAUUUUGGAAGGUCUGGAAUUCUUGCAUUCAAUGAACCUUGUGCACAGAGACUUAAAGCCAGAAAAUAUUUUCCUACAAAACGGCCAAAUCAAAAUUGGUGAUUUUGGACUCGCCAAAGAAUUGAGAGACGAUGAGCAGACUAGUGACAGUAUUCCAGGUAGUGCUGGAACAAGUAGAUUAUAUGCUGUUGGCACAGCUCCUUAUGCUGCACCUGAAGUGUCUGGUGGAACUCUCAACCCUACUUCUAAGAGUGAUAUAUACAGCCUGGGUGUUAUAUUUUUUGAGACCUGUAUUUGCAUUCAUACAAAAAUGGAACUCUACAAAGUUCUAACGGAGUUUAAGGAAGGAGAAUUUUCAGCUCCAGUAACAUGGUCUAAGCAGGCAGAAACUAUCAAAAACAUGCUCACUGGUCUGCCAGACAAGAGGCCUUCAGCAAAAGAGCUGCUUUCAGGGCCACUGUUUACUGAUGCUGAGGUUGUGUGUGACCCAGAAGAAGCAGAACCUAAUGCUCCAGUCUCAUCUUCACCCAUAGAUUCUGAAGCUAAUCAUACAAAUCCUAUUGGUGCACUAAAUGAAUUAGCGAUGAGGCUGUACUUAAAGCCAGAGUACACCUUCACUAACACAGGACGAUCACCUAACAUGCCUGAGUUUUCAUACAUAGUGACUGUUGGGAAAGAUUCCUUCGAGUCCCCUCAGAAAUGCAGAACCAAGAAAGAAGCAAAAGCAGCAGCAGCACUGUUGGCUUAUUGUCAUCUUAAGCCAGUGGAAAGGAAACGCAAGUCAUAAUGUUGGUGCAGCAUGUCAAGUUUCUUCUGUUCAGAGUUUGGAUGGGAAACAAGACACGGAAACCCUUUCAGAUUCAUUUGGUGCUAUAUCUUUAUCUGAAGAUGGUAUGUUUUCCACAAGAGAGUCGUUAUUUGAUGGCACUGCAAGAGAAGGGACUCUGGAAAAGGAUCCUGUGAGCGCUUUCAUGGAGCAUGCCCAGGCUACACACCAGACAGCUCGUUUUGUUGUACUCCGACAGUCUGGACCACCCAAUCAGCCUGAGUUUGAAAUGGCUGCUCAGCUAGGGGAGAGAAAGUUUCGUUCAAUAACUUCCAAUAACAAAAGGACUGGUCGCAAACUUGCUGCAAUAGAAGCAUUGAAAGAUCUUAAAAAAAUAUGACCACUUGAUUUUAUGUACACCAGAUGAUUUCGUACAUUCAGUUUGAAAUUCUAGCCAUGGUACUUCCAGUUUUGUGGCUUUUUAAUGCUGAUGUCAUUUAGGUAUUAUAAACUUAUGGCUUUUGUAGCAUCCUGUACAAAAAUCACUCAAAUUGCUCAGUGAAAUGUGGUUGGACAAAUUUCGUCUAAUCUGUAUUUUUUUGCUACAUUGAUCCACUGUCCUCUGAACCAUGAAUCCAUUGGGAACAUUAAUAUCAUCUUUGGUUUCCAUAUCUGUGCUUGAGCUUUCAAGGUCUGAUAUUUUCUGGGUAACUUGAUUAUUGAUUUAAUACUGUUUUUUAAUGUCAUCUUGAAAUAAGACUGUUGAUAAUUGACAUGUCUGCUGCAGGAUAGCAGUUAGAGAUGGUAUAUAUAAUGAUAUACCUUUGUUUUUGAUAUUGCUUUAGUUGCUGGCUCAGAGUGAAACACUUAUUCUCCUACCCCCACCAACACCACCUCCCCAACACACACACACAUAUCUCUCUAUACUUUUACUUGUUCUUAUUUUAUGAAUACAGCCUAUUUUACUGUCAUGGAUGGCAGAUUGCCUUGUAUUGAAUAGUCUUCAGCUUCUGUCAGUGAGAUGAACCACAAAGAUCUCAAAUGAGUUGCACUUUUUGUCUAAAAGAAUUGUGCUUUGCUUUGCCGCAUAAAUUAGAAGAGCAAACAAAUGUGAUUUUUAUUCAAUAUUUUAUAGCAUUUACCUUUGUGGCAUUAACAGUAUUGAAAACUGUGAUUUUAAAAAAGCAAAUAAACUGCUACAAAUUGUUA
Pomacea canaliculata is the source of this 2533-nucleotide messenger RNA. Its product is annotated as eukaryotic translation initiation factor 2-alpha kinase 1-like. Gene Ontology annotation, molecular function: ATP binding; protein kinase activity. Bases 71 to 1345 code for a protein of 424 amino acids. The record is from RefSeq and is a predicted model, not a curated record. The transcript has 18 exons. Gene Ontology annotation, biological process: protein phosphorylation. Lineage: Eukaryota; Metazoa; Mollusca; Gastropoda; Architaenioglossa; Ampullariidae.